AACCAAACACCAGUGUGGAGAGAAGAUCCCACACACCACCUUCAACUGUAUCUAACACAAACCCAAAACAGGUUUUACCAGAUGUUUGUCAAGAAGGACGUGUAAACACUGUAAACACUGUGCUACCUGUGUGCAGCUCACCUCAGUACACGGAGACUUGUAUAAACUGUUUGACGGGAGCUGUGUACCUGCUGACUGUCAACAACACAUUUCUAUUCAAAGUUUCCCUCCUUCCUAGUUUCCCGAGACAAAAAUAGCGACUACAUGAUGGGACUUGAAUACACUUGUAGUAGUGAGGGAAACCACAGGAGACUAUGGACCGUACAGCUGACAGGUUGUGAGAGAUGUUUGAUGUUGUGAGCGACUACAGGUGACCUGUGACACCUGUCUGACAAAAAUCAUUCAGUUCUAUAACUAUGAGAAUUGGGACUUCACGAGACUGGCCUUUGGUACUGUCAGCCUAGUGGCGAGAGCAUCGGUGUCUGGAGUCCUGAGACGCCCAGGACUGGUCGGUUCGAUACCCGCGUGGCGCAGAGUUUUGAACCCCAGCUGCCCUAGAAUAGGUGGAAGUAACUGAGUCCGUAAAGGGUUUGGAAAGGCAAAGCAGUGAUGGAGAGAAGAGGAAAGGACACACAAAGCUCUCCGCGAGAAAGGCAUGGUCUCUUGCGCCUCACGACAGAAAAAUUAGGGGACGACUUCUGUUUCUUAGUCCUCUGUCAAAUAUUUUAAAGGCGAAUAUUUUUGAUUUAUCAUCAGUACUGCAUCGAGCAGAAAGUUAUACAUAAUGAAACAUAAAUAUAACGAAAGUCAGACAUCAAAGUGAAAUCCAGUGUCGGCAUCUUCUGUUCUCGCUACAAACGUCCGUUGAGGAGUAAACCCUCUUUCGAACUGUCACCUACCAUGACUCUGGGAUCUUCAGUCAACAUCCUUCACUGGUUUGUUGUUGUUGUCGUGUGGCAGACUGGACCAUGGGGUACCUUUCACGUCUCAGGUUUCAUCACCACCGCCACUCAUUGUAAACCGCCGAACACGCAGUCCUACCUUUGCACCAGCCAGUGUGUAGACCAGUGGGUUCACGUCGUCAGUAAAAAGAUUCAAGUCGGGUGUGACCAAACAAACAACUUACAGACAAACACUUCACAGUCUCUCACUGUCACGUGUGCUGGUCGCCAACAGUCAUCAGACAUGUGUUCAUACGGCUGCUUAGAGCACGUGACUUACUCUGGAAGCUACACAACAGUCACACUGGAGAGCGAAUGUAUCGACGAGUCUUCCAUCAGUAACCUGUGUGGUGAACUGUCUGACACACCGACUAACCUGCUGUACCUCGCCUCACCCUCGCUGUUCCUUGCCCCUGGUCCACCUCCACUCACCAGGUGUCGCUGUGAAAUACACGCUCAGCCUCUUCAUCAAGUGGAAAUACUCUUUGCAGACAUCAGUUCAUCGAUGUUCACCAUCACUUGUGGACAGCAGAUUCUCAGUGAUGGCAACUUCACGACUAAUGUCACAAACACUGUCAUGUCACUACCUGAUGGCAGCACUGACUGUGUCAUUGAGGUUGACCAACGUGGUGCAGAGACAACACACAGGGUGUGGACAAACUUUACAGGAUCCAGCCUGACAUUUCGCUGCAAUAGCUUUUCACCUGGAACAUCAACAUCUACAACACCAUCGACUACAAGGAUGGCGACAUCGCAGCAAACAUCUUCAUUGAUCUCAACGACGACUGUGUCUGAGGCAGCGACAUCGACAGUGUCGUCCUCACCCAUCGUUACAGUAACAACAUCGCGACAAACAAGCGAACUGCCAACAACCACAGGCGCCACCACCCCGGGUGGAAUGACUUCCCUUCAGACGUUAGGCACCCUGGUGGUGACACAAGACAGCGAGGACACAGCGUCCACCCGUUACAUAAUCGCCGGCGUGUGUGUUGGCGUCGUCGUGCUCAUCGCUGCAGUCGUCGGCCUUGUUUUCUUCAUCAGAAGGUCUAAGACGAUCUACGACUCUCUCGGACCCAGGGUGCCCCACUCACCAGGUGUUCAGACAGGAGAUGCUGACCACCUGUACGAUGUGUUGCAGCCUGUGGGAAUGUCCAGCCUCCAGCAUUCAGCAACAGCAGGAGAAGAUAACCAGAGAGUCCACAGCAGCCAACAGUUGAAUGUCCAGGAUCCAAACGGUCGAGAUGAAGAAGCUGCUCACCCGAAAAGCCGCACCCCUGUAUACCAAAAUAUCGGUAUGACUCUGUGGACGGAGGCAGGGAGUGAACCUUGUCAGACUGAUCCCCAGUCCAACAACGGUCCACCAACGGUCCACCUCUGACGGAGCAAAGAAAGAUAACUGUUUGUAACCGACAGUCAUGACAACAACAGAAAGAUGGACUUCAUUCCUAACUUGAAGACUGCUAAAGAUGGCGAUUGUCACCUGGUUUACCGACACUCACACGCAGUCACUUUAUUUUAUUGGACUUUGAUUACUUUGUCAGGAAUAUCAAUUCUUAUUUGUUUAUUAAAAAACUUUUCAACCAAUUAAAUAUGGUCCAGUCGAUGAUUUCUUUUUUUAGGGUUAUUUUAAAUGGACAUUUCAAUUUUCAUCUUUCACGGAAAGGUUUUACAUAUCAUCGCUCAUUCACUCGCUCACUUGUUUGCUCUUCUGCGCUAGAAGAGAUAAUUAUUGCCAACAAUUAUUAUUAUUAUUCGGUUUUCUGAGGUAAUUAUGUGUGUGAUCAAAUAAUUUUGUUACAUAAUGUAAAAAAAAAAGGAUGACUAUUUAAAUGGUCACUGCAACAAUGUUAAUGUUCUUCCUGAAAACUGUAGGUGAGACACAGCUUACUCAUUCUUACAAUUACAGUCACACGCAGAGUUUGAAGAUUUGUAAAAUUAUAAAUAAAUGACAGUGGAACGACAUUUUGUUGAACAGUUUUGAAUUUUCAUAAAUGCUCGACGAGGCCAAACGACGGUUUCAUUGCCAGGAAUACAUUUUAGGUUUGAAAUUAUCAAAAUGUGCAACUCCUUUUAAAAAAAGAAUUACUCCAAGGAAGCAGAUAUUGUGACUAGGAGAAGCCUGUGAGCCGCGGCUUGUCACCUCGGCCUUUGUACAUCUACUUGGCAUUUGGGUGUUGUUUUCUCUCUAUCAGCUGGACCGUUUUCAUUCAUCCUUAAUUUAGUAUUUCACCACUCCAUGAACACUAAUCACUCUCGUGCCUUUUGUCAAA
Messenger RNA from Pomacea canaliculata, 3211 nucleotides. Its product is annotated as cell wall integrity and stress response component 2-like. The coding region runs from base 901 to 2319 and encodes 472 amino acids. The record is from RefSeq and is a predicted model, not a curated record. NCBI's taxonomy places the organism in Eukaryota, Metazoa, Mollusca, Gastropoda, Architaenioglossa, Ampullariidae. The transcript is spliced from 8 exons.